Molecule: messenger RNA, 1203 nt
Organism: Vicia villosa (hairy vetch)
Lineage: Eukaryota; Viridiplantae; Streptophyta; Magnoliopsida; Fabales; Fabaceae
Exons: 9
Coding region: 103-930 (275 amino acids)
Source: RefSeq, a predicted model, not a curated record
GAAGAGAGAGUCUUGACUUGGUUUUUGCAAUUGCAGAGUGUGCAAAGCAGAGAAGGGUCGUUGGUGUAUGCGAAAACCAUCGCAUUCGCAUUCGCAUUCGCAAUGGUUCCUUCCAUUGCUAUAUUCUUCUUAUCUUUCUCUUCUCUCUUUCUUCUCCACAAUUCCCUUCCGGUGAACGAUCACGAUCACCUCACCUCUCAGAUCAACCAAAUCAACCUCAAAAUCACUCACUUAGAAUCGGUUCUCGAAGAAACCAAUCGAAAGGUAACAGAAAGGGAUUUGUAUAUAGAAGAAUCCGAAAAGCGAAUGAAUGAAAUGGCGGAGAAAAUUCAGCAUCUGAACUCUACUCUCUCUUCGUUGAAGGAUGAUUCAUUGCAUGCCGAGACACGACUUAAAGCUUUGGAAGAAGAGGUACAACUUCUUUGGUCUGCAUUGAGAAAGAACAACUUUGAUCUCCAUAUUUUGAAAUCUAAAGCCGAAGAUGGUGAAAAGAGAAUGGAAGAAGUUACUUCAAGAGUUGAAACGAUGAGUAGCAUUGUGACUGAACAGUGGAUUCAAGUUCAGCAUCUUGAGCAGGCUCUUCACAUUGCCAAAACGAGGGCUCUAAAGGCUCAAAGGCAAGCGAGUUUAGCAAGAUGCACAUUCUUGAAGUUUAUUAACAGCCUCCAUGAUGAUCUUCGGGCAAUGGAAUCAUUUGUAUUUGGUGAAAGACCUAUAGUAGGGUCAUUCAUCUCAAGAGCUACGGAUCACUUGAAGAGAUGCUAUUCAAUGACCAAAAAGUAUCACCAUCAGCUUCAAAGUUCCAUAAAAAAUGUUAUGAAGAGAAAUGAAUUGACUGCUUCUCUUGCAAAUGAUGAAUUCGUUUUCUUCGUGGCAUCUGCUAUAAUCACCUUUCCAUUAAUGAGCGCCUGGAUGUUGUUUUCAUCAUAAAUCAUAAUCGCUGGGGACACAAGUUUAUUUUCCGACUGGAAGAUGUCUUAGGACUGUUUCUAUAGUGACUGACUUCACACUCAGAUAUUGAACUCUCUAAAUGAAACUUUUUCACACUUAGACAUUGAACUCUCUAAAUAAAACUAGAUAGGUAAAACUGCAUGUAAUGCUUGGGUGCUCUAUAUUGCUCAAGACAGUGGUUAGUUUGUUGAUGACUACGUUACUUUCAAAUAUUUUAACAAAAUGAUAAUUUUUUUUUCCUAAGGAACAAAA